GGAGAGAGAGAAAGAGAGAGGGACAGGCAGGCACUGAGCCAAGAGAGAGAGUGCAGGGGAAAGUUGAGAGCGAGCCAGAGGGGCAGGCUUGCAGGCAAAGGGAAGAAGAAACUGGGGCUCUGCUAUCCAGGAAGAAGAGAAAGGACCGUCCGAACCAGCAGCCAACAGCCACCAGGGUUACUGCAGCAGCAUUCCUCCUGUCCAUUCUCUACCUUGUUCUCUCUUCGCUCUCUUCUCUCACUCUCUCCCCCCUCCUCUUUCUCUCUCUCUUUUUCUCUUCUCCCUGUCCUUUCUCUUCCCCCCCCUCUCUCUGACUGGGACUGCAUCGUGCCUUUCUCUGCAGAGGAAUCGCUGGCUGGUGGAAUCUCCUUGACUGCACCCUGACUGGCUGUGCGCAGUGAUUCUCCCCUGGCUCAGCUCCUCUGCUCUGCCGUGUGUUCUGACUCAGCUGUGCUGUGUAGUCAGGCUGCUGGUCCGGCUUCUCAGGGAAUACAGCCACAGGAAGAGUCUUCAUGACAGGAGUGUCGGGGUUGGCAGGCAGACACACCGCUACCAGGACUGGAUAACAACACAGUGGGACGUGGUGCCUCGGUUGUGACCAGAUCAGUUGCCCAGGCACAACAAACAACCAGACCAGGGGGAUUCAGGUUUACACAGGCCUGACCAGUUUCUGAGGGGGUAACUCCAGCCCAACGGACCCUGGGCUGGAUCCCACAGCAGGAGGUGUUUUGGACGGGAUCGGAGUGCCAUGGAGGUUCAGGGGAGUGGGCCUGAGGAGCCCAGGUCCAAGUAUCUGUUGUCCUCACACACCACCUGGCCCCGGACCAGCCUGAUCAUCACUUUGCUGCUCAGUGUGUGGUCUGCUCAGGGCCUGGAGAUGUCCACAGGGAAGGUCCCGUUCCUGGAGGCGUUGAACGGCAGUACUGUGAUUCUACCCUGCACCUACGCCAGCUGUAUCGGUAUCAAAAACCUCUACUUCAACUGGCAGUACAACGACAAUGGCACUAUGCAGAAGGUGUGUGAGUCUGUGAUUCCGUUAGACGGGAUGGAUCCCCAUCCAGUGAGUAUCUUCCGGGAGCGGGUGGAUUUUAUCGGCACCGGUGAUCACAACAACAUCUCCAUCCUGCUUUGGAACAUCACCUUUGAGGACGAGGGCCAGUACACCUGCUUCGGACGCAACCCCAAAGAGAAGGGCAAGAACCACAGCGCUAUCUUUACCCUUGUCGUGGUGGACGAGUUACGAGUGGUGGACAACACUCUCACCAUCAUAAUUGCUUCUGCAGUGGGCGGAGCCAUCGCCCUGCUGAUGACUUUCAUGCUGGUGAAGAACUUCAUCCUCUUCGUUCUCUUCAAAAUCGAGGAGAAGAAAAAGAUCGAGUGCCUUGUACAAUCUUCUUCAGCAGAUGAAACAAACAAUGUCUCAGGAUCCAAAACUUCGAAACCAACGACACCAAAGAAGAAAUGAGAGUACUUGCAUGUAUGUACAACCAUAUAUAAAUAUACAGUUAUAUCUAUGCAUAUAUUUAUAUGCACAAACAUGUGUAUGCACUCGUGACUCCAUGGGCAGGUUUCUUGGGCAGGUUUUUUGGACUGAGAAGCACGUCUGAUGGAGAUUCUUCAUUGAAAGUGUUUGUUAGUCCAAUAAGCUUAGGCUGUGUCUGGGAAACCACCCCCAUAUGUUCAAGUUGGUAUAUUGUUUAAAAAAAAUCUUAAACCUAGGACCGUUUUUCAUAUGAUAAUAAAAAACAAAAAAAGAGAUGAAUUGAAUAUACGCUUGAGACAGGGAAUAACGCGAUGUAAUAAUGUUGUUUAAACUGUGCUGGAUCCUCCUCUCUUCACCAACCGUACUACUCUGGGCUUAACUGAAACAGUCUACAAUUUAAAACAUUGUGUUUUGUAGAAACACACAGUCUAAUUCAAUCUCCAGUGACAUUUUGCCACGUCAGAUUCAGCUUAUUCAGUAAUGCUCUGAUUCACAUAGAGUUGGGUUUAGUGUUGUUUAGAUAGAAUACAAUGAGAUUAACUCUGCCUAUCCAAAAGUGAUUAAUUAAGCUUAUUUUAUAAUAUUUAGAAACUAAGGUCUUUAAAAGGGUGAUGCUGUGGUGAGACGUGAGAAAGGAUCCAGUUCAGAACUUAAUACACUUUCUUUGCUUGAUAUAAAGCACUGGUGCCUGUUAGCGCUUCUAUCUUCCUCUGCUGAUAGGAAGACUAAAUACUGCAAAACCAUUUACCAAACGCAGAAAAACGCAAGUGAAUAAUACUGCAAGCUGAUGAAUGAAAUUAUAGACAAUCCCUUGAAACCAACCCACUAGAAAAAAAUGAACCUCUACUAAUGCUGCUUUUAAGACAAAUAACCUUUUUAAUGCAUUUAUAAGCAUGUGAAACCCCAGGGCAGAUUUAGAGACACAAUGCUUGACAAUAGACAUGUACUCUCUCUUAUGUUCCUUUCCGGGAUCCAAGAUUUAACCACAAAUAAUGUGGUAAGUUCUGUCUGCUUUGAACCUGGAUCUAAAUCUCCUAAUAUCAUGCCAACCCCUGCUACAUCCAGUGUGCCAAGGCUAUGCACACUAUUUGGUAAAGUGGGUCUUCUGGCAUGAACAUUACCCCCACCCCCCCACCCCCAACAGAAAUAUCCGCCACAUUUCUUAUAGUAAGUCAUUUACAAAUGGAUCUCUCUUUGCUGUACAGAGCACAUUCACACACAUUCAUGUUUUUACACACUGCAAUAAGUACCCAGCAGAAUUUAUGAUGGUUCAUUCAUGGCUCAUGAUUCAACACAAAUUCACCAUCUGCAAAAAAACAGAUAUCGAUCAGCUAGUCAUUACGGAAACCUCCACUAACUACACCAUAAAGAGAUGCAUGGAGCAGCAUUUAGGUUGCAGGUAGCGUGAAAGACUGGAACCGAUCUUUACUGGACAGUGUAGAAUAGACACACAACUAAUAUCUCAUAUUCAGCCCAUUUAUUUUGCCAAUAACCCUGAGAAACCCACGUCUGAUCAGGAAUGGACUGGGAUAACCCUGACAAACCCACGUCUGAUCAGGAAUGGACUGGGAGAAACCCAUAUCUGAUCAGGAAUGGAAUGUCAUUGACUAGCAAUGGAAACCCAUUACUAGUGAACUACAAUGUCAAGAUACAAUAGUUGUUUUGAAGAUACUUCCAGUGUGUGACAGAAUUGUGGAAAAAUCAUGUUCAGGGAAGAAGUUCACGUCUAUGUCCAUUGUCCAGGAACUUGCUGAAUAUGUCAUUGUAUAAACGUAACAAAUAUACCUCCCUCAAUCACUUGCUGAACCUGUUUCUAAUGUGGACAACCCCUGGUGUUGCUUUUCCCAUAGCAUAGCCCUUCAAAUAAAUGCACUGGCUUGUAAGCAAUAGCAGGAGGAUAUUUUGGGCACUUUACCGUAGAUAUGUAUAUUCUUCGGCUGUGCUAGACAUGUGUGUAAACAGAGAUGUGUUGUAUCGGUGGAGCAGUGAGUAAAUGAACCUAAAUGUAUAUUUAACAUGAGGGUAAAGUUGAAUGAAUGAUCUUUGCUGUCUUAGAUGAGAACAGACCGACACCAUGGUUUGGCCAUCGACAGUAGUACAUGUACUAUCUCUGGUUGGACAUGGCUUUGAGCUUGUGGCACUGAAUCCCUGGCUGAUUCAUACUCUCCUAAGAUAACAGUGAUACUAUGCAAACACAAACACCACUACGGAGAGGAAGACAUCCACGCACUGUAGGACAGGCUGCUGCAGUUCCCUCAAUGGGAUUUGCUUUCGCAAAGCUGCCCUGACAUCACAUCAACAUAACUAUACUGUAGCUACUGCAGGAUUCCAAUAAACCAUUUUGAGUUCCUUUUACUGUGAUAAUGUAAGCAAUAAAAAUGACAAGUGCAACAGUAAUCAAAGUGGCAUAUGGGAUAUGGAGUUGAUCCUGGGUAGAUGAGGAACAUAGGCUUAUAGUGCAAGGGUAUUCAGUCCUUGAGGUCUGCAGCACUGCUAGUUUUCAUUGUUUUUAAACGGAGACUGUCUGGUUCAAACCUGUGAAAUCACCUGUAUAGAGAUUCUGGCCAAUUAAGUACAAAGGAGAAGUACAUAGUGCAGACCUUGCUGCUCAGAUUUGUAUACUUAUUUAGCCUGUAAUGCACUGAUGUAUAAGCUUUCCCUUCUCACUCUGGGAAGCUAGCCUCUUUUUUUCUGUUACUACAGUAUGUGGCCCUUUUUGUCAGUUUGGAAGGCACAUAGUUGUGUCUUCUCUCAUGUCAAGUUUACGUCUGUUGUGAUGUGUGAAAAGACCUUCAAAGGUUCCUGAAUGUUAGAACCUAUGGAGCUAUGCAAUAUACAGUGUAAUUUCAAGGAGCAACAUGUAAGAUGUAAGCCAUAAAUCCAAUUGCAUCAUGUUUUUUUUAAAGGCAACUGCUUACAAAUGCUUACAAAUGACAGUACAGCUUACCGUAUCACAAUCUGAAAAAGAUUGUUACAAGGACGAAGAAGUUUUGUACUGCUAAUGUUCUUGCUAUUGUUGUCAACCUCACAAACGAGAACCAAUCGUAAUGCAGGAAGUUGUACACAACUAAUUUGCAGCGUCACGCAGCUUUCUAAAAAGUAGAUUUUAUUCUUGUGAUUUCUAUUCCUUUGCUUCUACUGGUAUGUAAUUGACAUUUGGCGCUAGUUGCAGGUGGAAAUGUUACAUGUGUAACCUCUAAACAAAGCCGAACUGUGAAAGUGACUCACGUGUUCUGUUGAAAUGCCCUGACACAGUUCUGGAUGACCUAGUACCGUCUUCCUUGUUCCCUUUAUUUUGACAACUGUACUGAAAACUGGAUAGGUGAAGCAAAAGUUCAAUCUUUGUGGUUUGGAAAUUCUGAGAACACUUUGUUGUGCCAAGUUGUAGUAGCGGAAAUAGUGACCUCAUCCAUUAUUGCACUUAAGACAACAGAAUGUUUGAAUCUAUAAUGUACCCAGACAUUACUGACCCCUUAGUCCCACAUUCCUCUUCCAACUAAUAUGAAUGUACAGCCAUGUUUCUCCUAUUCCCUCAAAUGAUGCCUCCCAUGUAAUCUCUCCAUCAUGCAAAUCUGCUCAAAUAUGAUUUAUUAUAAAAAGCCACAAGAAUCCAAUAAACUUUUGAAUAUAA
Oncorhynchus gorbuscha (pink salmon) is the source of this 5114-nucleotide messenger RNA. Its product is annotated as sodium channel subunit beta-4-like. The record is from RefSeq and is a predicted model, not a curated record. Gene Ontology annotation, cellular component: voltage-gated sodium channel complex; membrane. Lineage: Eukaryota; Metazoa; Chordata; Actinopteri; Salmoniformes; Salmonidae. Gene Ontology annotation, biological process: regulation of ventricular cardiac muscle cell membrane repolarization; regulation of sodium ion transmembrane transporter activity; cardiac muscle cell action potential involved in contraction. The coding region runs from base 749 to 1465 and encodes 238 amino acids. The transcript is spliced from 6 exons. Gene Ontology annotation, molecular function: sodium channel regulator activity; transmembrane transporter binding.